Parasteatoda tepidariorum (common house spider) is the source of this 1477-nucleotide messenger RNA. RefSeq lists its product as uncharacterized. The record is from RefSeq and is a predicted model, not a curated record. Gene Ontology annotation, molecular function: sequence-specific DNA binding. NCBI's taxonomy places the organism in Eukaryota, Metazoa, Arthropoda, Arachnida, Araneae, Theridiidae.
UCUAGGACGAUUUUUCCCCCAGCAAGACCUCAUAACAGUCUUUUUCAACUGAGUUGAAUUGCAGAUCUGUGGCUUGGAACAACAAAAAAGCUCAAUAAAAAAUGGUUGUAUAUUGCUGUGCCUUUGGAUGUAAAGAAAAAUUCUUAAAAGGAGGACCUUAUACUUUUCACAAUUUCCCGAGAGAUGAAAAAAGAAAAAGGCUCUGGGAAAAACAAUUAAGGAGAAAAAAUUUUAAAGUCAGUCAAAAUACAAAAAUUUGUUCAAAGCAUUUCACCGCAGAUUGUUUUGAUGCUGAAAAAUUUGGCGGAACUUGGUUAAAGAAGGAUGCCGUCCCGACGAUUUUUGACUUUUCUGUGCCGGAUCAUUUGUCCAAAAAACUUGACCCCCCAGAGCCUGAAUCUGUGUCCAACCCCAACUCUGAGAUCAUGCCUGUAACAGAAGAACAGAAAGAUGAAAAUGUGACGAUUGAAAAAGAACGUGCUGAUGACGUUCCCAUCCUAAACAAGCGGCGCCUUGGAGAUUUCACCUUAGAGGAUAUGUUCUAUCCAUACAAAGCCAAACGGAUGUUCAAGUUUGCAGCUGCAAAACAACAAGUGGCUUAUGCAAACAUGCUGAAUUUGAUGGGGAAAAAUAAGAGAAUGAGAAAACGUGUUGACGCAUUGCAAAGGAUUAACAGAAAAAUAAAAAGUCGUGCUAGAAAAGCAGCAGAAGGAAGAUUUUAUAGUCUCAAUACCUGAUAAUAAAACACCAUCCACAUUGCUGCAAGUGCCAAAGAAGAGGAAAAUAGAAAAACUUUUGAUAGCGCUGCCAGAACCCAAAAAGAUUGAGGAAUUGAAUUCCGCAGCUAUUAUAACUCCAGAUUUACCAGGAUUCUCUAAACCAAGUUCAUCUAGUUAUUUCAAAUCGGGUUCUUCCGUGUCUGAAGUGCUAUCUCGAACAAUCAAACAGGAAUCACAUGAUCUUCCGGACAUUCUGACAAUCCCUGCAGAUAAAAAUCAGAAGAAUUUUUUACCAAAAUCUUCGGCAUCGAGUAAAGAAAAAUCUCCUUUUCAUCAUAUGGUUCUGCAACCAAUUAUUAAGCAGGAACCCAUGGAUUCACCUGACUUUCAAUCGAAGACUUCUGUAACUAAUAAUCUUUCACCCGAACUGCUUCCAAGUAAUAAAAAUUCUCUGUGUUCAUCCGUUGUUUUAAUUAAAGAAGAACCUAGAACAGAAGUAGACUUGUGAUAUUGUUGCUUCGUGUUCUUUGAAUUGAACCUGUUAGACUAUUAAACAGGUACCUAUGGAUUCUACGAAGACUUCCAGAACUAAUAAUCUUUCACCCGAACUUCCAAUAAGAAGCUGUAACCUAUGUCUAGAAGGUUUGUGAUAUUGAUCAAUAUUCAUUGAAUUCCAUUUGCGAGGGAGCGUGCUUUUAUAUGUGAUUUUAUUGUAAAUAUAUGUUUGUUUUGAAUUAAAACACUUUUUUUACUAUUAA